Molecule: messenger RNA, 1793 nt
Organism: Thrips palmi
Lineage: Eukaryota; Metazoa; Arthropoda; Insecta; Thysanoptera; Thripidae
Product: ATPase WRNIP1-like
Exons: 9
Coding region: 166-1731 (521 amino acids)
Biological process (GO): regulation of DNA repair; DNA-templated DNA replication
Cellular component (GO): nucleus
Molecular function (GO): single-stranded DNA helicase activity; ATP hydrolysis activity; DNA binding
Source: RefSeq, a predicted model, not a curated record
UGGCUUCGUUCGAUGAAGAGUUGGCUGUGAUGGCAACAGUGGCAGGCGGCAAUCGGUUUUGUUUUGAAAAACAAAGAACGUCAUUUACUGCAAAAAGUGACGCUCACAACCUCAAAACUAUCGUGGUUUUCCAAUCCACUCGGCUCGUCUAAACUUCUUGUCAUCAUGAACACAUCAAAUGAAGUAGCAGCAGCAGCUUGUCCUGUGUGCUCCAAAGACUUUCCAUUAAAGGAGAUAGAAAUCCACGUCAAUAAGUGUUUGUUUUUAAACGCGCCCGAACCUGAAUCACCGUCUUCCUCAUCGAAACGUCCAAGUUUUUCAGUCGAAGAACCAAAUCCGAAGAGGCUUAAAGUUGUCGAAAACAAUGGCACUCCUCAGGUGCAUAACUCAAAGACCGAAGAAGUUUCACCCCAUAAUUCGAAGAAGGCUUCCAUAACAUCUGGCAUACCACUUGCUGAACAGGUGAGACCAGAAUGUUUAGACGAGUAUGUUGGACAGGAUCAUGUGCUUGGAGGCGACAAAAUAUUACGUAUGCUUCUUGACAAACAUGACAUUCCAAGUAUGAUUCUGUGGGGGCCUCCAGGAUGUGGCAAGACCACACUUGCUCAUGUCAUAGCUUCCCGGAGCAAGCUCCGUCAGGGAACAAGAUUUGUCAAAUUAUCAGCUACAAUGUCAGGGGUAAAUGAUGUCAAAGAGGUUGUAAAAAUUGCCUCUAAUGAGAAGCGUAAUUUCAAACGUCGGACCAUUCUCUUCAUGGAUGAGAUUCACCGCUUCAACAAAUUACAACAGGAUAUAUUUCUUCCCCAUGUUGAAAAUGGUACAAUUAUAUUAAUUGGGGCCACUACAGAAAAUCCCUCCUUCAGUCUGAACUCGGCCCUUCUCAGUCGCUGCAAAGUGUUUGUUUUAGAGAAACUGCAGUCAGAAAAUUUAUUCUUAAUUUUGAAAAGGGCAUUGAAUGCCCUUGGGUGCAGCAUUGUUGCUGGAGAAGAUGACAGUACCCACUCCUCUGAUGAUGACAGCUCUGAAGAGGAAAACUGUGCUAAGAGAUGGUCCAUCGAAAGGAAAUCUGUUCAGUGGUUGGCUGAUAUGUGUGAUGGGGAUGCUAGAAAUGCUCUUAACAGUCUUCAGAUGGCUUUGCAGGCCAAAAUUAAUGAUGAUGGAGAAAGCCAUAUCUCCUUAGGGGAUAUUCAGGAAGGGAUUAAGAGGUCUCACCUUUUGUAUGACAAAAAAGGAGAUGAACACUACAAUAUUAUAUCUGCGGUGCACAAAUCCAUAAGAGCGUCUGAUGCAAAUGCUGCUCUCUACUGGGUUACAAGGAUGCUUGAAGGAGGUGAAGAUCCUGUGUUUGUUGGACGCCGUCUUGUGAGAGCAGCUGCAGAGGACAUUGGUUUGGCGGACCCAUCAGCACUUCCCAUGGCAGUGGCGGCCAUGCAGGGCUGCCAAUUGCUGGGAAUGCCCGAGUGUGAUGUCAUUUUGGCUCAGUGCGCUGUUUAUCUCGCAAGGGCCCCGAAGUCCCAGGAGGUGUACCGAGCUCUGCUCGCAGCAAAGCAAACUAUAUCCAAUCAGAAGGGACCCCAACCAGGUGUUCCACUUCACCUUCGCAAUGCAACUAGCAAGUUGGCUAAGGAAUUGAAUUGGGGGAAAAACUACAACAUGAGGCAUAAAGACAUUUCAGGUCUUACUUACAUGCCAGAAGGUUUGGAAAAUGUUGAUUUCUUCCAAAGGCAUUGAAACAACAGAUAUUUUUGUAAUAUCAUGAUUUAAUCAUUCUAAUUAAAAUGUUCAGCAGCGUU